GGCGCUAGCGACGGCGGCGCCAACACACCGUGAACAAACAUUGACCAAGCACGCACUGCGCUCCGGGCCUCGACAACUUGCCGCAACAUUCUUAGCGUAAAAGUUAACGUGGAUGGUUUACUCUAUGUAAUUUGCGAUGUUCGAGUUGAUACUAAGUUUUCCCUUCGACGAUAAUCGUGCGAUCGACUUGUGACGUAUUCCGAACUGCCACAGUGCUCCAAACGAUGUGUUUUGCUCAUGUUACUACGAUAAUGUUUUCUUUGAGUUCCAAGGAGAUUGGGAAAUUCGUGCAAGAUGCAAUUAUACGCUACGCUGAUGUGAAUAAUUGAAGAAAAUGAACCGGAAUUAUAGUAGAAGGGUCGCUGACUUCCACGAUGAACAUUGCUGCGCGGGUAAUGUCACCGGGAACUUCCGGCGCAGCUCUUCAUUGCGGCUGCGCGGGGAGAAAAUGGUGCAGCGCUCGCCUCUGGCAACCAGGAAAUUAAUACCAAUAAUCACGGAAAAUACACACCAAAAACAACGCAGCGAUGUGCCACGACUCCAAGAGCCUGGCCAUCGCCAGCGGAGCCAUUCAUUUAAUUCAAACCCUCUACAAAAGCCAAAAAAAUCCUGCUUGAAACCACAAGAGAGUGGUUUAGAUAGAAAGUUGAGUAUGACUGAUUCUGCUCACACUCCACCUGGCUCUCCAGAAGAUCUCCCUGAUGAUGAAUCACUCCACAGUUAUGGAAGUGCUGCCACAGCUGCUUCUGUUGAUGCAGGCUAUGCACCAUUCAACGGCACAACAUUUAGUGGAAGGUCAAUGCGUUAUGUACUACAUUGUUCAUCACAUGCAGGACUUGCUGGAGAAGAAUACCUAACACCAACUCAGAGGGCACAAAAACAAAUACGGAGACUGAAAAACCUCUUGAACCAAGCCAAAAAAGAUUUGGAGAAAAAAGAUAGUGAAAUAUUCCAACUCACAAAAGAAGUUGUGGAACUGCGGCUUUACAAAGCAUCAAUUUGUUCACCCGAUGAAAAAUCUAACUCUAGUGAAAUAGUUACAAUAAGAGAAAAUGCUGAUGAAGCGUCCAUUGAACAUGACAGUCCAAAACAUGGAGAUGCUUGUAGAUCAUAUGACAUUACUGACAGCCCAUUGUUCAAAAAUGAAACACCAACCCGAUGUCGCAAUGAAAUGCAAGGUUCAUUCACUGACUCCGGACACUUUGACGACCUCACAAAUUCAUCUUUGCAUUCUAAAGAGUCCGUACACAUGUUAACACAUGAGGCAUCCUGUAUGACUGAUGUAGGAGAUGGAGAUGAGGAACGUCGCAGUUUGAUAUCGUAUUAUGAGAAGAAGGUAGAAGAUGUUGUAAGAGCGCAUGUUGGAGAGACACAAGAAAUGAAAAAGCAGCAUAAUGAUAAAGUGGAAGCAUUGUUACAAAAGUUGGCAGAUGUCAACACCCGGUACUGUGAGUUACUGCCCAACUACGAGCAAGCCAAGGAGAGGAUUCACUCACUAGAGAAGCAGCUGGAAGAAGUUAGCAAGCAGUUGCAGGAGGAGGAGGCCAGGCAUCGUUCAAUCUACCUACAAAUGUACAACAAAGGGGUUGAGGCUGCCAAGUUUGAGCUAGAUAAGGAUAAUGAGUCUGGUACUUCGCAGGGGCAAAUCAACCGUGUAUCUGUAGAGGAACUACUGGAGCAGUUGCAGAUAACUCAGACCGAGCUCGAGAAAGUUCGAGACACGGCAUUCACAGAGGACCGAUCAGCAAAGUCACAAGUACUGCUAAGUGCAAAGGAGGCUGUUUCUUUAUGGGUCCUAGGAGCUCGAAAGGCAAUGUACCGUCGCAUUGUCGAGUCGCAGAAGGGUAGCAAGACCAAUGUAGAUCCAGAAGUGACAUUGCAGUUCCUAAAAUCGGCCAUCUACUACUUCCUAACUGAUCCCGAGAAUCAUCAGGGACACCUUAAUGCCAUCGAGAACAUUCUUGGCUUCACUGACGCAGAAAAGAAGAAUAUACGCAAGGCGAGGACAUCGUAGGAAAGACUGCUGUGAUCGUGUGAUAUGACAUUAUUACUAGAUAAUUUUGUUACUAUUUAGAUAGGUCUUAUUUUAUUAUUUGUUGUCAGGAACGAGGUAGCUCAUAUAGGUUACAGUAUACCUAGUAGCUAUUGUGCACAUUACUCGUAAGUCGCGUCAAAACGGUAUAAGUUGGCACUUAGUUGUAAGGUUUCUUUUAUGUUUUUUUUUAUUUUGUUAUGUCUUGGUUGUACUUACAUUUUUAUUUGCUAGGUUUUAAACCGAAUUUAUUUUCUAGAUUGUGAUUUUUUUAUAUUUAGUUUGUAAGCACCAAAGAUCGAGUUUCCUUUUAAAAAUCGUGCAAUUUUUGACUUUAGGAUUAAGCAUAAUAGUGGCAACUACAUUCCGUGCUGCUUUAGGUUAAGUGUUAAAUAUUUAAAAUUAUUAUGUUCCUUUUGGUAUUGUUUUCCUAUCUUUUGUGAUUUUUACUAUGCAUGCUGGUCAGCAUUUUUUACUUAAUUAUUAUGGCUAUGAUAAAAUGUUUUAUUCAAUCAUGAGGUCAAAGUUUUUAACAUCUUCAUUUCCUAAAGACUGCUGUGAGAACAAGUAUGACGACAAGUCCGAACAUCUGCAAAGUAUUAUCACCUUCUCACAUGGAAAUAAUUCAUGGCAAGUCACAUUUGAAGAUAAAUUUUAAUGAUGACAAUAAAUGCGACAUGUAUAUGGCCAGUUAGUAAGUAGCCAUGACGGUCUACUACAAUAAAUAACAAAAUACUGGCAUACAAAUAAGAUAAGAUCCCAAUAGAUGUAAAUCAUUAUUGUAAAUACAUCUAUCUUACAAUUUCCAAGAGAUUUAUCUUCAAUUGUUAUUUGAUUUUACUCGAAUACUGAAAUUGACCCAUAUAUUAAAUUAUUAUAUUGUACUUAAUCGAUUUAUUCUUGCCAAUCAUAAAUUGCAUCUGUGAUUAUAUGUACCUUAUAGGGAUGACAACGCAUAAUAAAUCUGUUCACCUUUUAUAUGGGGAGAUCUUAUUAGGUAAACUACUAUGUUCCAUUCGAUCAUUUAUGUAAAUCAUACCAAAAACAACUCUUUCCACUUUGAAAUUUCCAAAAACAUGUACUUCGGCAUGUUUUUCCGUUAAUGUCAAAUUGGAGAGAUCUAACAAGCAACUUAUAUUUUAGAUCUUGAUUUAAAAUAUCGAAUGGAAUGGUUUUGCAUAAUAAUUAUUUUAUACACUACAUACUUAUAUUCUUUUACAUUAAAUAGAGCAAAUAUAUGCAAAUUAAUUGUUGUUGCAUCUUAUCUUGCUUCUUUAAAUUAGGGAAUGCGGAAGCAGUGAUAAUAAGCUAUUUUUAUAGCAUUGUUAACGUCCAAUAGUUAUACAAAUCUUGUACAAUAGGUAUUAUAGAUUUGAUUAAUAUUUUAAUUUACUAUAGAUUUUAUCACUAGUAAAUAAAAUACAUGACAUUCAUUACAAGGUAAUAAGAGUAUUUCCGGAACAUUAAGUUGCUUGCUUUCGUUCUCAAUUAAAUGGUAAAUGGAUAAACAAA
Messenger RNA from Spodoptera litura, 3544 nucleotides. Its product is annotated as GRIP domain-containing protein quick-to-court. The record is from RefSeq and is a predicted model, not a curated record. Lineage: Eukaryota; Metazoa; Arthropoda; Insecta; Lepidoptera; Noctuidae.